Messenger RNA from Larimichthys crocea (large yellow croaker), 1673 nucleotides. RefSeq lists its product as uncharacterized. The coding region runs from base 440 to 1615 and encodes 391 amino acids. The record is from RefSeq and is a predicted model, not a curated record. NCBI's taxonomy places the organism in Eukaryota, Metazoa, Chordata, Actinopteri, Sciaenidae. The transcript has 7 exons.
UCUUCCUGUCUCCUCUUCUUCUUUACCUCCUCCUGUCUCCACUUCUCCUUUACCUCCUCCUCCUGUCUCCUCCUCUUCGUUACCUCCUUCUCCUCCUGUCUCCAUUUCUCCUUUACCUCCUCUGUCUAUUCAUGAUUCUCCUCAAUUUCCUUCUGCCUCAAUUUCCUCCUCUCCUCCUGUCUUUUUUACUCCUCAUAAUUCUGCCAUUCCAUCUCCUCUUUCUUGCUCCUCUCCCCCCAUCCCUCUAUCCUGCCUCUCUCCACCUUCUACUUCAGCUCCAUCUUCUCUUCCUUCUGCUCCUCCUCCAUGUUGCCCCUGCUCCUCCCUGCUGCCUCGCCUCCUCUCAGCUCACCGGUUGGAGGUGCGGCACCUGCUGCGAGGAGCUCUGGCCUCUCUCGGUCGUCGUCUGGACUCUCUGGAGAGGAGGAGCAGGAGGAAGAUGAGGAAGAAGACGAACAGGCAUAGAGGAGGAGAAGGAGGAGCAUCUUCUUCUGGUCUGGCUGCUCUCCCCUUCGGCCCCGCCUCCUCCUGUAACCCCGCCUCCAUCUCAUCAUCAUCAUCAUCAUCAGACAACAACAACUCACCCACACCUCCUCUUUCCUCUAAUUUGAGCCAAUCAGCACAGAGGAGGAGGUGGGGCAGAGGUGAGGAGGAGGAAGGGGAGGGGAGGGGGAAGAAAAGGAGGAGGAAGAACCAUAGAAGGACAGAGACACAUGAAGAAGAAGAAGAAGAGGAGGAGGAUGCUGGGAGAUUUGUGGGGCGGAUGGCGGUGUGCGUCAGAGGAGGAGGAACAGAGGAGGAGGAGGCGCCGCUCACUCUGCACAACUUCAACCACAGGAAACACAGAAGAAGAGAGGAAGGAGUAACCAGCCAAUCAGAGCACAGCGUUACCAUCAUCAGGCGGAACAGUUACACAGCACCGAUGCUGCUACACAGCUCUCCUUCCCAGAAUGCCUUUCAGCUGCUGCAGUCCGCCCAGAGCGCUCAGGCCUGCAGCCAAUCAGAAGUUCUCAGCGUCUCGUCAGGCCAAUGGCGUUUCUCUCAUUUCACCCCUGCACCCCCCCUCUUCCCCAACCACAGAGCUCUCCACCUAUGGCUCUGCUCCUCAUCCUCCUUUAGCCCCGCCCCCUUGCUGCGGCUGUCAGCAAUUGCCAUGGAGACAAUGUCAAAGCCAAUGGGAGGUGGAGAUUGUGUGAGUCCAUUGCGGCCCCUGAAGGACUGGACAGCCCCGCCCAGUCUGAGCAGCGACCACUGUUACGUGCGAUCGCCCACACCAAGCCCAAUUCUUUCCGCCUGGCGACAGCAGAAGCAGCGGGCCAAUCACAGCCCCCGGUGCCUCCCCCGGCGACAAUUGCUGCCCCUCCCUCCGUGUUCAGCCACUGGACUGUCUACUCCACUUUUGACUGGCCAAUUGGCAGCAAGCUCUGAGUUUCUCAACACAAAUGGAGAGCGUGGGAAACGAGUCUCACAGAUACGAAUCCGCCGGACGUCACCACGGGAAACGCUGCUCACACCGAUGGGACUGCCAAAGGUCAAAAGGUUAAAGAAGAAAGAGUUCAGUCUGGAGGAGAUUUACACCAACAAGAACUACAAAUCCCCCACCACCAACAGGUAAAAACUACAGAUCCCCACCACCAACAGUUAGAAACUACAGAUCCCCCACCACCAACAAG